AUGACCACCUUGAGCAGAUUCAUCUCCAGGCUAUCCGACAAGUCGCACGCUUUCUUCGAAACCCUAAAGGACCCCAAGGACUUCCAAAAGACCGAGAAAUGUGAGCAAGCCCUGUCCGAUCUAAAGGCCUAUCUCACUACUCCACCUAUCCUCUCAAAACCCUUGGAAGGAGAGGUCCUGUUGCUCUAUCUGGCGGUAUCGGAACACGCAGUCAACGCGGAGACCCGCUAUAGUCACCUCGAGAAGCUGGCCCUUGCUCUAGUCAAUGCUGCCCGAAAUCUGCGUCCCUACUUCGAGGCUCAUCAAAUCGUGGUAGUCACAUCCUUCCCUAUCAAGGCAGUUCUGCAUAAGCCAGAAGUUUCUGGACGUCUAGCAAAAUGGGCUAUAGAGCUGGGGGAAUACGAUGUGAUCUUCCGGCCCGCAACAGCCAUCAAAUCGCAAGUCCUAGCGGAUUUCGUAGCUGAAUUCUCUUCUGCCAUGCUUCCAGCCCUGGAACAAGAGGUAAAGCUUCGUGAUAGCGAAGGGGAGAAAGGUGAAUGGAUACUGUACGUCGAUGGGUCUAGUAACAUAAGGGGCGCAUGCGUGGGACUGGUCCUAACUUCCCCCACGGCGGAAUCAGCCUCAAGGGCCGCGAAAGAUCCGAGUAUGGUCGGGUACCUAUCUGUGGCUAAGCGACUACUCGACAGGUUCCGACAUUGUAAGCUCACCCAGAUUCCUAGGGAGCACAACUCCCAGGCUGACGCCCUAGCUAACCUAGGGUCUGCCCUAGAGACUACAAGUCAUAUGAGCAUCCCAUUACUGGUACUCCAAUGGCCCGCGACCGAAAAGAAGACGAAACCUGAAGAAAUAUCUGUGGUAGACGAAGGAGAGACCUGGAUGACGCCCAUAAUCAACUACCUAAGGUAUGACACCUUGCCUGAAGAUCAAGACGAAAGUCAGAAGAUAAGGCGCCAAGCUGCAAGGUAUUGCUUUUCCGAGGGGAAACUAUACCGAAGAUCCUUUUCAGGACCCUAUCUACGAUGUCUUACCCCUAGAGAAGCCGCCAGGAUAUUAGAAGAGCUGCAUGAAGGAGAAUGUGGUUCCCACUCUAGUGGUCGGAGCCUGGUACUCAGAGCUAGAAGAGCAGGAUACUAUUGGCCAACCAUGGCGAGGGACUCCCUCAAACAAGCAAAGCUCUGCAGUCAAUGCCAGAAGCACGCGCCAAUCCCCAACCUUCCACCAGAGAACCUCAAAUCUCUAAGUUCUCCUUAG
Messenger RNA from Raphanus sativus (radish), 1251 nucleotides. RefSeq lists its product as uncharacterized. The record is from RefSeq and is a predicted model, not a curated record. The coding region runs from base 1 to 1251 and encodes 416 amino acids. Lineage: Eukaryota; Viridiplantae; Streptophyta; Magnoliopsida; Brassicales; Brassicaceae. The transcript has 3 exons. Gene Ontology annotation, molecular function: nucleic acid binding.